UCACAGGAAAUAAGGAUGCAAGAACGAUCAAUGAAUAAUCACAUUGAAAAGAUAGUCACUUCUCUAUCUCUCCUCCAUUGUACAUUUUCAAGUACUUAGAUCGAGUGUGUCCUAGUAAGAAAGAAGCACUCAACUUUGAGUUAUAUUGGCUGCAGCAAAUGGCAACAAUGGCUCUGCAGUUUGCCCUGAACAGGCUUUUUGUGGUGACCAGCAAUUUGGGCUCUGUCUUUGAAAAUGCUGAAAUUGAACAACGUUGGCUGGUUGAAUUGGAGAAGGUGAUUGUACAGGCUGACCCAGACUUGGUGGCUCUGCAUUGUCAAGAAAUAGGAGGAAAAGAUUUUGAAGUCACAAUGCCCAAAGUCCAGGACUUUAUCAGGAAACUACGAGAGCUGCCUUGCUUCGCCAAUUUCGACAGGGUCAGGGGAUGGUUUGACAUGGCCUACGAACGAUCCGCAGAAUUCACUGCCCUUGGCAGCCUGUACCUGAUACACAAGAGGGUGGAGCCAGUCUUCUUGUGGGACUUCCAUGAUAGUGAGUUUGUGGAAGUCAAAGGAGAUGAGGUUGUGUACAGUGACCUCUCCAGUAACCACACUCACUGCAGGGAGAGGUUCCCAGAUGACUUCUAUCCUGGAGUCAAGUGGUCAAGAAAGGGCUUUCUUCACACAAGAUGGAGGCUCUUUGGAAGUCGAAAGUUGAACUUUGUUAACAUCCAUUUGUUUCACGAUGACGACAACCUUGUUGCCUUGGAAACGUCCCCGUCAGUGUAUUGUAGCUAUCGAAAAAGAGCGCUGGAGUACACACUUUCACGGUUAGCUGCUUCCAUUAAAGACAUCUCUGAGCCUCUCUACAUCUAUGGUGACUUCAACUUUAGAUUAGACUUCUCUGCUGUCGUUAAGCACAUCAUGUCAUCACUGAACAAUGAGCCUCAGUUGGUGAAAGAGACUGAUGGCUCUGUUGUCUACAGGCAUGAAGAAGGCCCUAAAGAGGAUGUUCUGAAGGUGGAAAGAAAACGAUUUGCUCUUCGCAACGGCACACAUUUCACAGAGAAAUAUAAGGAGCUGCUGCAGUAUGAUCGUGAAUUAAAGGGGCUAUCGGAGCUGAGGGAACUGCCUGUUGAGUUUCAACCAAGCUACCCCUUCAGCGAGUCGGAGGACCAAGGCACAGUCUAUAUGGAGAAGAGGUGCCCGGCAUGGUGUGACCGUAUCCUCAUGAAUGAAUCUGCCCUGAAGCUUGUUGUAGAAAGUCCCCUCGGCUGCAUGUACAACAUGAUGGCUAAAACUGUUUGUGUGGGAGAUCACAAGCCUAUCUAUCUGUUCUUCACUGUCACAAGCACUGCUCCUAUGAGUCAGAUUCCAGUUGGCUAUGAAGGUGCCCAUGGAGAGGGACCUCCCCCCGGUCUCAUCUGCAUACCCCCCCACCCACACAUCCCCACCUCCCCUCUUACUGGCAAACCAGGGGAUGAUAAAGGUUCCAAAGAUGGAAAGAAAGAAAAGAAAGGCCGAGCAACAUUCUCCGGAAUGCAAAUUGAUGAACUUGAGAAGGCAUUUAAUGCCACACAGUAUUUGACUACAGCAGAAAGAGCUAGGUUGGCUGAUAGACUGAGCCUGUCGGAGAGUCAAGUUAAAAUUUGGUUUCAAAACAGAAGAACAAAAUGCAGACGGACAUCUUGGAAGCAAAAAAACUAAACUCUUUUAUACAUAGAUUGUAAUACACACAAAACAAAGGUACACUUAAAACUCGAGCACAAGUAUUGCUUAUUAAUUUUGUCUUUCCAACACCACUGUUUAUACUGUUUAGCCUUUUUCUUGCAUGUUUCUGACAAUACAUGAUGUGCACAACUUCUACCAAUUUGUCAAUACA
Halichondria panicea is the source of this 1860-nucleotide messenger RNA. RefSeq names its product inositol polyphosphate-5-phosphatase A-like. Gene Ontology annotation, biological process: regulation of DNA-templated transcription; phosphatidylinositol dephosphorylation. Bases 159 to 1685 code for a protein of 508 amino acids. The transcript is spliced from 18 exons. The record is from RefSeq and is a predicted model, not a curated record. Lineage: Eukaryota; Metazoa; Porifera; Demospongiae; Suberitida; Halichondriidae. Gene Ontology annotation, molecular function: inositol-polyphosphate 5-phosphatase activity; DNA-binding transcription factor activity, RNA polymerase II-specific; DNA binding.